GGAGCCUCGUGGGAGGAGGUGUGUCCGCCCUACGCAUGCGUAAGGGAUGCAAAGCUUCACCACCCCGCCCCUUCGUUGGACUCGUGGGCUGUUUAAUUCCAAAGUCUAACAGAUACCGCUUCAAUACCGAAGGCAGAUUCAGCACAGGCACGGGAGGCAUUAUGGUUCUCUCAUUAAAUUCCAUUGCUGCUGUAUCCCUGAAUAUGGGCAUCGGGAAGAAUGGGGCUCUUCCUUGGCCCCCGCUCAGGUAAAAAUGCUUGUUCGCUUGUUUUUUCCCGCGCUUUUAAACGGAAUACAAAUCCCAGCAUGCACUGCUGUCUUUGCACGACGGGUGAUUGUGCUGAGGACGAGCAAAGCAGGCUGGGAGUUGGUGUCUUUUCUGAAACUAUAUUAUGCUAGUCAAAGGGGCAGUAAUUGUAAUCGUUUAAUUAUACAUACCUUUUACAUACUUAUUCAGCCUCUCCUCCCUCCUUCCCCCGGAUAUUUUUAUGGCACCCUUCAGGACAGAAAACCCUUUCCAAGGCUGCCGGUGGAAAUGCUAUAAAAAUCAGUGUUGAAACUAUAAAACAUACCAAACGCCUAACAAUAUAUAAUUUUAAAAACUAAAGCAGCAGCAUAGAACCAUCUCCGAACCAGGCUAGCAACCCAUCAAAAAUAUAGCAUAAAACAUAAGUGGCAACCGUCUGAGUAUACAACCCAACUUCAUUAAAAAUAGAUGGGGAUAAAAACAAUUUUUGGCAUCACAUAAUACCUGUAAGUCUGAAUUGGUACAAAUUUGCUUUAGUGAGCAAUUUUAGUCGUACUAUGGAAAUCUCUUUCCUUACGCACUCCCAUCACAUUCAUUCUCACCGUUUAUCAGGGAAUCUUGAUCCCAAUGCCUUAUAGAAACAGUAAUGGUGGCUCAACAGCAUGCACAAAUAAAUAAACAAAUAACCCAAUGAGGGGUGUGUGAAAUCAAGCCAAUCCACAGUUAUAUGAGCUACAAAGUUUAACAAAAGAGCUGCUGAAGUCUUGAGAUCAGGAAUAAAGAUAGCUAUUGCAAGGAUGACAUGAUUACAACAUUGUUCAUUUGUUUUUGAACAGGAAUGAGUUUAAGUAUUUUCAGAAAAUGACAGUGACACCUACACAAGAAGGUAAUGUUAGUUAACUUUCCAUGGGUCUUGUUUUGUUUGUUUCAACCAUGAGCUCUCAUCUAUAUACUUUGGGAAAUGAGUGACUUUGGUCCAGAUUAAUUUUUUAUUCUGGUGAAAGGACCUUCAAAUCUAAGCAUAUUUCAAAAUUUUAAACAAAUGAGGUUCAUGAUCCUAAUGCUAGUUAUCAUGCCAUAAGUUACAAGUUGCUGAGGAAAAGAGGUGUCGUGUGUCUUAGUGUAUAGCAGUGCUUAGUGAUGUGAGAAUAUUCUCCAGAGAAUAUUCUCCACAAAUUGUAAAUUCUGUGUCGUCUACACAGCUGCUUUAACUGUACACACCUCAUUAAUCAAGAUUAUUCUCCAAAAGAUUAUUCUCAAGAAUUUAACAUCACUAGCAGUGCUAUAUGACUGCAGUCCUGGUUCAGUUGAGGUUGGUGGCACAAACCUUCCAUGGAAGAUUGUAGACUAAGUCGGCAUCCUAAACAGGUGAUUUAAAAAUAGCACAUUUAUUUGGCAAGUUAGAGUGUUCAUUUUGCACACACAUCUCUUGGUGGAGCCAUAAAACAACCCUGCAAGAUAUUUCAGUGUUGUUGUUGUUGUUAUAUUGCAAAUCUGUGAUGACUGGUGUGCAUUAGGACUGGUAGGGUGAAAGGUAGGAAGACCAGCAGUACAUGGAUCCAGAGCCAAUGACAGGCAGAGCCCACUAACUCUAAUUUUGUCUCAAUCCUCUUGCUUGGUUCUACAAGGACUAAACUGAGACUAACUCUUGAAUUAUUUGCCUGUUAAAAUCUGGAAUUAAAUAUGUUGUCUUUUUUCUUCCAUAACUCUACUUAUAACCUAGGUCCAUUGACUUAAAUGGUAUUAAUUCAAAGCAUAUUAAUAGUAAAAAUAAAAGGUUUAAAUUGUCUCUGUUAACUCAGUUGGUUUGAGCAUGGUGCUGAUAAUACCAAGGUCGCAGGUUUGAUCCCCAUACAGGCCAGCUGCAUAUUCCUGCAUUGCAGGGGGUUGGACUAGAUGACCCUUCCAACUCUACAAUUCUAUGAUUCUAUGAAUUCAACUGGUAUUAAGUCGAAUAUUGUGGUGCUACUGCUUAAAUAGACGUUGCAUGUGUUGGAAUUCUGCCUGGGUCAGAGGAAUGUGCCACAGCGUAGGCACCGGCAGAUAUUCCUGUCGACCUCCCCGCGUCUCCACUCUGCUGAUAAGCAGGCGAGGUCCGGCGAUUCUUCUCAGAUGUAUGAGAGGAACACACCGUUCUUCCUCUCUCCCCUUUGGUGUCCCCAGGGAGGGAAAGAAGCAGACAGAAAACUAUUUACAUCAUUUAUUUCUGCCUCUUACAUCAGUACAGAGAAUCAUGUCUGCACUCAACAACAGCAAGAAGAAACUCCUCCCAAGUACAUCCAGUACGGGUCAUAUGACACACACACACUGAGCUAACAUCCGGUGCUCAGUACAGAAUGGACUGCCCCUUUGUUCCCAUGGCAACAGUCACAAACAUCCUGUCUGGCUUUCCAGCCACAAGCAGCUGGCUGAGCUGCUAGAGCCUUUGCUUGCUGCAGCAUUGGUGCUUUAUGGUAACAUACUCCCCUAAAGUAUCAAUGUGUGCCGCGAGCAAAGCGUCCUCCAGAGAAGAAAACAAACAGUUGUUAUAUUUAUAACAUUCCCUGUUGUUUCAGUUCCACCCUUGGAACUACCCGCCACUGGUUUAACCAAUGUACCUCUCUGGUUGUCUGGCUUCCAAGGAAUGAGUGCUUCUGCAUUACCUUGGCUAGCUACCCUCUGUUGUGUCUUUGUCUCUGACGUAGACACUGCUUCAAGCUGUCCUUGGUCGUUUACAAUAGCAACAUAUGCAAGGUUAGCAAACUCCUUUGAAUACCUCUUGGGUGGUACACCCUUCGUUGCUCUCUCAGACCUACGUAUGAGGUUCUGAUCCUCUGUGCUCACUGGUUCAACCUUUGGACUCUGUUGAGAACCAGUAGCAAUCAGUGGUUCUUCCUUCACCUGUGAAGGUCUAUCCAUUGUGUGAGAUUUUCUCUCAAUGACUGUGACAACUGAGCUGUCUGAGCUAUCGCUGUCAUCAUCAGUACUACUGAACUCAAUAAGAUCAAACUCAUCAUCAUCAUUAUCAUCAGAAUCCUCUCCUGUGGGAAAUGUCUGUACUAUCCGCUCUUGCUUUGGAGCACUCUCUAGGAACUUUGUGAGAAUCACCUGACCAGAUUCAGACAAAAUUACUCUGUAGAGACCCUUUUCAUAACCCACAAAAAUGCCUCUGGCAUUCUUUACACCACCUGGAGCUUCUGUUCUCACAUGAGACCCGAAAACCUUGAAAUAGGCAACAGAAGGUUUUCUAUUGAACAGCUUCUCAAAAGGAGAACAUCCCAACUCUGUUGAGACCUUUCUCAACCACACAUGAAGAUAGGACGCUAGCGAUUCGGCCCAAUAUUCAUGUGGCAAAUGUGAACUCAGCAAUUGCGCAUUCAUCCCCUUUUGCAAUUCUUUGUUCACUUUUACACAGACCCCCCUGUUCCACGCUUCUUGCGAAACAGCCACUUUGUGGUCUAUCCCUUUUCCAUCCAGGAACUUCUGAAACUUCUGCAACAGAAAAAUUUGUUUCUCAUCUGUGAAAAGACAAUCAAUGUUAGCAUCAUGCAUACUUUUAACCUUGUCACAAAACUCCUGAAACUUUUCUAAAGUUUCUUGCGGUUUCUCCAUCAUAUAAACCCAAGAAUAAUUAGUGAAACAAUCCACACACAAAAGGUAAUAUUUUGCACCGCCUCUAGAUGGUUCUAGAGGACCAAUCACAUCAGCAUACACCCGCUGAAAUGCUCUGUCGACCUUCUUGGUCUUAGUCACCUUCCUGGUGCUCACACUGGUCACUCCUGCAAGAGAGAUUUCGUUAGAAACAGCAGAAUUACAUUUCAUGUAAUCACUUUGAUCAAAAGUCAACAAAUACAGUCCAUCUUUCUCUUUGGCAGUAAGAAACAGUUCUCCAUCUUUGUAGAUCUUGCAGCUUUUAGCAUCAUAGGACAGUUUCAGUCCUUUCUUUGCAAUCUGCGACACGCUCAGCAGAUUAAAUCUCAGUUCUGGAACCAGGUAAACAUCACUUAUAGUCAAGUUCAGACUCUCAAGAUACACAGUCCCAAUUCCAGUUGCUUCCAACUCCUGACCGUUGGCCUGUUUCACAGUGAAGCUUUGCUUCUUCAACGUCGAAAACAGUCCUCUGUGCGGGCACAUAUGAACCGUUGCGCCCGUGUCAAUUAUGAACGAGUUCCCAACAUCUGGCGUGGUUCCUUUCGCCAUCAUAGCCUUUGCAGGUUUCACCUGGCACUUGGAACGGCUUUUGCCUGACGCCUGAGGCUUCGUAGAGCUGCUCUUUGCUCCUCUUGACUGGCGCGGCUUCUUACAGUUUCGCUGUAGAUGCCCAGUCUGUCCACAAUUGUAGCAUCGGACAGCACUCAAUGCUACACCAUGCUCUCCAGUAGCAUCAGCAGUGGGGAAUUAGAACUCUGUUCUUCCCUCCCCCUGUCUUUUUCUUCCAGUGCAGCAAGUCUGUCGUGUUCAUUCAGGACCACAGCACAAACUCUCUCCGCGGUCAGCUGCGCGGCCGGUAGGGAACCAAGCUGACUGGCAACAACCUUGUAGGUGCGGCUAAGGCUGUUUAUCAUCAUGAAGCAAAACACUUCCUCCUGAAGACGGAAAUUGCGUUCCACCAUCUGUUGACGCAGAAACUUCAUUUCUGUCAGGUGCGCUUGAACAUCUCCAUCAGGCGCAAGUCUCAGAUUGGUCAAUUUCUCAAAAUACAGCAACGCUGAAGAACCAGCAUCUCUCUGAUGCGUUGUACGCAGCGUGUCCCAUACCUCUUUCGCAUUUUCUAAAUGCUGAACAUGCACCAACUGAUCAUCUGAGACACACAGAAUUAUAGCAGUCCUGGCCCUUACAUUCUGUGACUCCCAACCUCUGGUUGGUGCUGCAGGGAUGGGGUUUUCAAUUACAUCAAAAAGCCUCUGAUUCUGCAGCAGGGCCUUCAUCUUUACAGACCAAGAUGAAUAAUUGUCAUUGGUUAAGGGAGGUGGGCAAGGCAAACCUCCCCCUUUCUUGGCAUCCAUCUUGAAGCCAAGCCUCCAGCUCACAAUGUCAAACAAACUGUAAUAUCCAACAGUUGUUUUUUUCCUUUCUCACGCAGCAAACUGCAAAUUGUUUACGCUCUUUGCACCUGGCAGCUAAACACAGGCUGCUAUUGAAAAGUCCCUUCCAAGAGCUCGUAAACCUUGUAGCCAAAACAUUCUCUGGUUUUGUUUCGCUUUCCCAGGCUCACACUCAGAGUCCAGCCCCUUUGCCAGUAACUUUCCAGGACCGUUACCUAGCAACAAUGCAUUUCAAUAAGACAUCUUAUCUACCACAAAAAUUUGUGGAAUGCAGGCUUCAGCCUUCAAGCUGCAGGCCUCUUCUUCCGGAGCUCUUGUUUUCUUUGAAACGCAGCUCCGUGAACCAGGGAAUUAAUCUUCCUGCGUUCACACUUUUAGCCCGAAAUGCAGCAUACCUUGAACUUUGUUGCUCUGGAAAACACCUCUUCUUUCCAUCAGCUGUCUGUGGAGCCUCUGGCUUCUUUCAGACGCUUCUCUUCCUCCUUGGAGCAGAGGAGGACAAUCCACCAGCCUCUCAUGCAGAUGUCCGAUGAAUCGCAACCAUCCUCUGCUACCACUGUUGGAAUUCUGCCUGGGUCAGAGGAAUGUGCCACAGCGUAGGCACCGGCAGAUAUUCCUGUCGACCUCCCCGCGUCUCCACUCUGCUGAUAAGCAGGCGAGGUCCAGCGAUUCUUCUCAGAUGUAUGAGAGGAACACACCGUUCUUCCUCUCUCCCCUUUGGUGUCCCCAGGAGGGGAAAGAAGCAGACAGAAAACUAUUUACAUCAUUUAUUUCUGCCUCUUACAUCAGUACAGAGAAUCAUGUCUGCACUCAACAACAGCAAGAAGAAACUCCUCCCAAGUACAUCCAGUACGGGUCAUAUGACACACACACACUGAGCUAACAUCCGGUGCUCAGUACAGAAUGGACUGCCCCUUUGUUCCCAUGGCAACAGUCACAAACAUCCUGUCUGGCUUUCCAGCCACAAGCAGCUGGCUGAGCUGCUAGAGCCUUUGCUUGCUGCAGCAUUGGUGCUUUAUGGUAACAGCAUGGCCAUACCACCUCCACCAGAUGUCACUAGAUAAUAACAUCAAGUAUGUUCUUUAUAUUUUACAGGAAAACAAAAUGUAGUGAUAAUGGGUAAAAGGACUUGGUUCUCCAUUCCUGAGAAGAAUCGCCCUUUAAAAGGCAGAAUUAAUAUAGUACUCAGCAAGGAACUGGUGUAAGUACCCUUUUUUUUUUUUUGAAAAAUUGGAAGAGGAUAUGAAAUCAUUUACUGAAUUUAACUGGCUCAGUGGGAUUAGUUUUAAAAGUUUCUGUGUUAGCAAUAGUACCUUUUAAAACUAAUCCCCUGUUCAGUGCUAAAAAUGCCUAGAAAGUGUUGACUUUUCUAUGUGCUCUUUAAAACCUGGGGGCCAUGUCAGGACACAUUUUCUGUUCUGUAUCUUUAAUUCCUGCAUGGUUACUAGUAUUUUGGCUCCAAAUUUCCAAUUUGUCCCAAAUAUAGUUUCUAUUUUAGAUCCCACAUUUCCUCCACAGAGCUCAGGGUGAUUAGAAAUGGUUCUCCCCCAUUUUUGCCCUGACAGCAACCAUAUGAAGUCAGUUAGACUGAAGGAUAGUGACUGUUCCAGGGUCACCCAGUGAGCUUGAUAGCUAAGUGGGGACUUGAACCUUGAUCUCCCUAGUCCUAUUCCAACACUAGCCACUACACCAUGGUCAAUGAAGCAGAAACAUGGUAGAGAUAAAUGCUUGCAGUUCACAGCUGAGAUUAUUGCAAUAUUGUCAUUUUUAUACUUGGAUGCAUACAUGCGCACACAUACACACACAUGAAACAUGCAUAUAUCUAUAGACAUGACUAUUACAUGAUAGAUAUGCUGAGAAACAGCAUGUGCAUGCUUACGAAAAUGUGAUAGGAAUACUCAAGGAUGGAUAUAUGCAUGUAUGUAUGUGAACUGUAGCAUAUUGCCUGAUUUCUAAAAUUGUAGAAAUAUCUCAAGGACAACAAAAGCGAACUAUCUCUGGUACAGCUAAUACCGGUAAUUUAUUUUCAUUUCCUGUAUUAUUUAUUUAUUGAAUUUAUAUACCGCCCUAUACCUGGGGGUCUCAGGGCGGUUUACAGAAUAAUGUCUUGUUCAAACUGUAGGCUUAACAGUUUAUGAGGAUGUAGUUUUACCUUCUCUCAGAAGUGGUUUUACACUGUAAUUCUAAUUGUAUAUCAUCCGCAAAAUCUAAUGAUCAAGUGAUGGUUUUAUAAAGGGGGGGGUGUGCUUAAAUAUUAAGCAGUGACAUUUGUUUGUUCUAGGAAAAUUCCUGAAGGAGCCCAUUACCUGGCCCAAAGUCUAGAUCAGGCGUUAGAUCUUCUGGAAUCACCAGAGUUGGCAAGUAAAAUAGACAUGAUUUGGAUAGUUGGAGGAACUUCAGUUUAUAAGGUAUGGGUCAAAUGCAAGAUUAAUAUUCUAAAAUAAUGUAAUAUAAUAAUCAAAGAUGGACAAUACCUACUUUUAAUGUGGCCUUUUCACAUUCUGACAAUUUUCAAAUCAUUGAAGUAGAUGGCACGUUUAAAACAGUUUCCAUAGUGGGCUUUUCUCCAAAUGUAGCUGUACUUUUCCUUUAACAAAGUAACAUUUAUUUUAGAAAAUUAUUAAUUCUGUUCAAAAGAAUUGCAAAGUGAUAUACUAAACAGAAAUGUACUACAAUAUAUUAAUAAUCAAGUAUAAAUCUAAAAAAAAUACAUACUGUUUGACCAAUAGUACUUACCCAUCCAUAGUGGCUGGUACAAAAUGCCAGCCAGUCACAUUGUACAGCAGGGCAAGAUAAAAACUCACCCAGCCUCAGAAUUCAGAUAAAUAUAAUCUCCUACCCCACCUCCCGCCUGGGGUGCACAGUCACUCCCUCCCUGUGUGACACCAGUGGGAAGGGAGCAGUUAGGUGCCACCCACCAAGAAACAAUACAGUUUUUGCUUAUUUAUUUUAAUGGUCCUUAGAUGGGAUUUUCCAGCAAGCCACAUUAAAAUAAAUGCAGGCUGUGAUGGGAUGAUGAGCUGCUUGUGCGUAAAAUCGUAUCCCCUCAGAGUUUGUUCAAGUCCACAAACCUCUGUCUGUGACAGAGCCCCUCAGACAUGGCUACUCUAGUCACUAGCAGAUUCCGACAGUGGUUGCUUUCGUAAUCGCUUCCAACAUAAAAGCUCCUUAACGGAAACACGUCUUCUGGAAUCUCUGCGUGACAGUUUCCGGCGAGGAGUGGGUGUUCUUACAGGAGGUCCUGAAACCUCUCCACUGUUUUCGCUGGAAGUGUCUCUGAGCCAUCCCUCCAGCUCAGCUCCUCUCCCCCUGCUGGUUCCCUCAUCAGCUGCUGCGUCUCUCCCAACCUGUGUGAGCCCUUUCACCUCCCUGUUGGUUUCCUCUUCAGCUGCUGCGUCUCUCCCAACCUGUGUGAGCCCUUUCACCUCCCUUCCGUCCGAUGGCAGUUCCCUGACAUCCACCUCCCCUCCAGGGCCCCCUUCACCCCCUCUCGCCCCCUCCUCUACGGGCGGUGAGGAGGCAAAACCCGGAAUGAACUUCCUUCAUCUUCCGAUGUCUCGAACACUUCUCUCAACCUGUUGCGGUUCCUGGUCUCGAAGUACACCUCCUCCUCAGAGUCCAUCUCCCCUUCCCCUUCCGAGUCCGGGAAUCCUUCCAACUCCUCCCCUUCAUCAGUGGUCCCAAAGUAUUCCUUCCGGAACCUCUCCACAGGCUGAGGUUUCCUUGGGAACCUUUGAUGGAACGUUUCUAUCAAUACCUCGUCAUUGAUAUCUUCAGCCAUUACCCAAGUGUUUUCUGACUCCGGUUCUCCUUCCCACGCUACCAAAUACUCCUCCUGAUCCCCCUUCCACCUGGCGUCGAGGAUUUCUGCCACAUGGCUGCUGCAUUCUCUUUCUUCUACGACCGGUCCCCGAGUGGCCAGCCCUUCUCGUCCCCCUUCGUACGGUGACAGUAACGACCUGUGAAAUACUGGGUGCAGUUUCAUGUGGUUGGGUAACCGGAGCCUGAAAGCCACUGGGUUGACCUGUUGAAUGACCUCAAAGGGACCCAACCUCCUGGGUCUUAAUUUCUUACAACCUCCUUUGAACGGCAACCCUUGGGUUGACAGCCACACCCUAUCUCCCACCCUUAUGGUUUCACCUUCCCUUCGGUUCUUGUCUGCCUGCCUCUUGUAUUCUUCCUUCGCCCUUUCUAAGUUGAGUUGGAGCUGACGAUGGAUUGCUUCCAUUUCUUCCACAAAAUGCUCGGCUGCCGGGACGCUCCAUCUCUCCCCUCUCCCCUGGGAAAGCCCUGGGAUGACACCCAUAAUUAGCCAAGAAGGGGCUCAUCCCUGUGGACACAUUCUCGGCAUUGUUGUAGGCAAAUUCCGCCAGCGCCAACUUUUCUACCCAGUCAUUCUCUCUGUCAUUGACAUAACACCUCAGGUAUUGCUGGAGGACACCGUUUGCUCUUUCCGCCUGCCCGUUGGUUUCAGGGUGCCGGGCAGUCGAAAAUUGACCUCCACCUGCAGUAAGCUCAUGAGCUUCCUCCAGAACCUGGAAGUAAAUUGUUUUCCUCGGUCUGAGACCACCCUCAAUGGCACCCCGUGCAACCUAAAAAUGUUUUCUACAAAUAACUUCGCUGUCUCUUCCGCCGUGACUGCAUGCGAGCAAGCUACAAAGUGGCACAUCUUUGUUAGUAGGUCUACCACCACCAUGAUGGCUGUUUUCCCUUUGGACUUCGGCAGAUCAGUCAUAAAAUCUAUCGACACUGCCUCCCAAGGUCGUUCUGGGGUUGGUAAGGGUUCUAAUAGCCCCGCCGGCGCCCGCCUUUCCCCUUUGGCUCGCUGGCAUUGCUCGCACCCUCUUACAUACUCACGUACAUCUUCCCUCACCUUAGGCCACCAAAAUUCCCUGGUGACCAACCACAUGGUUUUGUGUUGUCCAAAAUGCCCCGCCGUAGGGCUGUCGUGCAACUGCUUGAGUACCCUCCCCUUAACUCUCCUUCAGGGAUAUACAGUGCCCCUUUGUAAUACAAAGCUCCAUUUCUUUCCUCAAAACCCCUGGUUCCUCUCCAUCACCCCUAAGACCUCUGAGCUUAUUCUGGGCGUAUUCAUCAUUCUCUGUUUCCUCUACCAGUUCUCUUUGUCCCACCAAUGCCGCCCCACACACCCAGCGGUCUUCUGGAAUGACAUGUCUCUCUUCGGGUGCCCCUCCCCUCCAAAUAUUCAGGUUUGCGUGAGAGAGCGUCCGCCCUAAUGUUCUCUGGGCCUGGCACGUAACUAAUCUCAAAGUUAAAUUUGGAGAACUCCUGGGCCCAUCUCACUUGCCGUUGGUUGAGCACUCGUGCCGUCCUCCAAUACUCUAGGUUCUUGUGGUCAGUGCACACUUGCACCUUAUGUUGUGCGCCAAUUAGCAGGUGCCUCCAUCUCCGGAACGCCUCAUGAAUGGCUAGUAGUUCUCGGUCAUACACCGUGUAGUUCCUCUCGGAUUUGUCAGCUUUCGCGAAAAAAAGGCACACGGUCUCCACUCUGACCCCUUCUUGCCUGGCUGCAGAAGCACCGCCCCAAUCGCUCUGUCUGAUGCGUCAGUUUCCACUCUCAUCGGUUUUUGUAAAUCCACAUGCAGGAGUUGUUGUUCCGAGGCGAAGGCCCUUUUUAGUUCCUCAAAUGCUCGCUCCGCCUCCUCAGUCCACACGAACUUCUUCUUACUGCUGAGACAGUCCGUAAUGGGCGCCGUCAGGUGGGCAAAGUUUCGGAUGAACUUACGAUAGAAGUUCCCAAAUCCUAGGAACCUCUGCACAUCCUUCUUUGUUUUGGGUGUUUUCCAUUCCAGCACAGCCUGGACCUUGCCGGGAUCCAUGGCCAAUCCCUUGUCUGACAGGCGAUACCCCAGGAAUUCCACCUCCUUGGUAUGAAACUGACACUUCUCCAGUUUCACCCACAGCUGGUUGGCUUGCAGCCUGCUCAACACUUCUCUGACGUCUCUCACAUGCUGCUCCUCAUUCUCAGAAUACACCAACACGUCGUCUAAAAAGGCCACACAAUUCUUGUAAAGCAAAGGCCCCAGGACGUGGUUCAUAAACGAUUGAAAUGUUGCGGAGCCUCCUUGUAGGCCGAAGGGCAUAACCAAAUAUUCAAAUGCCCCUAAAGGGGUGAACAUAGUGGUUUUCCAUUCAUCCCCCUUCCUUAUUCGUACCAGGUUGUACGCCCCCCUUAGGUCCAGCUUUGUAAAAAUCUUUCCCUUCCGCACCCUUGUCAAAAUGUCGUCAAUCCUGGGCAUAGGGAAGGCUACUGGUUCUGACACUGCAUUUAAGGCCCUGAAGUCACACACCAGCCUCGGCUUGUUCGUGUUUUUCUUAUCCACAAAAAACACUGGGCUGCCACCCACCGCCCUGGACUCUCUGAUGAACCCUCUCUUCAGGUUCUUGUCAAUGAACUCUCUUAACUCCUGCAUCUCUCUGUCUGACAUGGCGUACAGCUUGCCUACAGGGAGCUGUGCUCCAGGGAGUAAGUUGAUUUGACAGUCAAAGGGUCUAUGCGGGGGUAGUUGGUCAGCUUCCCUUUCGCUGAAGACGUCACGGAGAUCUGCAUAUUGUCGUGGUACCUUCACGUUCUCUGUUACUUCAGUCCCUGCUAGGGUGGCUUGGACCCCUGCCAAACCCUUUCCCUCUUUGCAGUGUUCUAAGCAAUGUGCUGAACCAAAAGAAACCACUCUCUGAUGCCAGCCCACCAGCGGAUCAUGUAACGCUAGCCAGCUCAUCCCCAAUAUAAUGGGAGCUCCUCCCAAGGUGGCCACAUUAAAAGCUAUCAGUUCGGUGUGCCUUGCUACCUUCAUUAUCAUUGGGACGGUCUGCAAGCUGACUUCUCCACCCAACAGCUCCCUGCCAUCGAUCGUGGUCACCUGCAGGGGGCUGCUUAAAGGGAUUGUCUGUAUCUGGUGUUCAGCUGCAAACUCUUUGCUCAUGAAAUUGCAGGAGCUGCCUGAGUCCAACAGCGCCUUUAUCUUUAGAGGGUGUCCGUUUGGCAGCUCUAGCGUCACUUCUAUCACUAGGGCGGGUUUAGGAGGUUCUGGCGUGGGCACUCUCACUGCUCUUUGGCCUGGCUGCUGUGCCCUGACAGUGGCAGCCAGGCGUUGGCUUUUACUUGCUCCGGUAUAUUUUCCUCUCUUCCAUCCACAGCCCCUACCAUCCCUUGCCAUUCUUUCCUCUGGGGGCAGACUCUGGCAAAGUGACCUGGCUGUUGGCAGAGAUAGCAUUUCCGGGCGCCUUUUCCCUCCUUCUUUGCCCCGUCACUGGGCGGUGAAACUGCGCGCGCGCGCUGUUCCGAUUUCCAUCGGCUCUGCCGGUGGGAAAGUUGGCUCUGGAAUGUCUGGAAUGCGGAACUCCUUCCAACGUUCCCUUUCCCUUCCCGCCUCUCCAAUGCUCUCGCCUCCGGGCGCCCUCCUAUGGCCAGCGCUGAUUUGGUCAGCUGGUCCAUAGACUCCGCCCUGGGCGCCCGGGAAAGUUCGUCUUUCACAGCCGAAGAAAGCCCUUCUUCAAAGAGCAUUUGAAUGGGUUCCGCCGAUAAGUCCCACCCCAAUCUGUGAACAAGCAUGGUGAACUCAGUCCAGUACUCACGGACAGAUCGGCUCCCCUGUUUGCAACCCAUUAACUGUCUGCGCACCACUCCCUUUUCAAUAUCGCUGGAAAACAUCAGAUCCAUGGCGCGAAAGAACUUCAUCGUGUCUUUUAAGACGUCACUAUUCGCUGCCAUCAGGGGUCUAACCCAGUCUCUCGCCCCUUUUCAAGAUGCUCAAUCACGAAAGCCACUCGUGAUUCCUCGUCAGGGAAUUCAUCAAACUGCAGAUUGAGGGCAUAUUGCAUUUCUGUCCGAAAACCAUGAUAGUUUUUGGGCUCCCCCCCAAACUUCUGCACCCCUCCUGGUACCUUUCUGGCGAACUGGGUGGCUUUCCCCUUUUUGUCUGCAUCCUGAGCCCUCCUCUCCUCAAGCCUCGCCGUCUGCAUCGCUAGCUGGACCUCCAACAUCUGGUACCUUUCUUCCAGGCUUGGACCCGCUCCAGCUCCUGCUUCUCCGGUUCCGGCUGGGUUGCUCAUGAUACCUUCUCCUGCACAAGCUGCUUUCAAAGACUGUCGGAAUGCUGUGAUGGGAUGAUGAGCUGCUUGUGCGUAAAAUCGUAUCCCCUCAGAGUUUGUUCAAGUCCACAAACCUCUGUCUGUGACAGAGCCCUCAGACAUGGCUACUCUAGUCACUAGCAGAUUCCGACAGUGGUUGCUUCGUAAUCGCUUCCAACAUAAAAGCUCCUUAACGGAAACACGUCUUCUGGAAUCUCUGCGUGACAGUUUCCGGCGAGGAGUGGGUGUUCUUACAGGAGGUCCUGAAACCUCUCCACUGUUUUCGCUGGAAGUGUCUCUGAGCCAUCCCUCCAGCUCAGCUCCUCUCCCCUGCUGGUUCCCUCAUCAGCUGCUGCGUCUCUCCCAACCUGUGUGAGCCCUUUCACCUCCCUGUUGGUUUCCUCUUCAGCUGCUGCGUCUCUCCCAACCUGUGUGAGCCCUUUCACCUCCCUUCCGUCCGAUGGCAGUUCCCUGACACAGGCUAAACAAGUACAAUCCUUUGUGAAUUGUUAAAAAGAAGGGUGCACAUUUUCACCACAUUUUUUACCUUCCCAGUUUCUACUGUUAUUUUUUUAUAUAUAAUAUAUACAUAUGUUAUCCUGGUUGCUAUAGUGAAGCUUUUUUUGUGCUUUUGGCCUCUGUAACCUCCUAAUAUGGACAUUUAGUGUUUUAUUAUUAUGCAUUUUAGUUUGUUUAUUGUAUAACAUUCAUUUUCAAUGGAUGUUGUGAACUGACUUGAAGAAUUCUGAGAACCUGAAAUACAUUUUAAAAUAACCUGCCUCCUACUGGAGUAUAAUGUUUAUCUUCCAUUUAGAAGAAAACGCCAAUUGAGAACUGAACAGUGAAAAUGCAUGCUUCACAAAGCUGCUUUUGUAGUGUUCCAAAAAUGUAUACUUCAGUUAAUAAUUUAUAUUCUUCAUAUCUAACCUAGUUAAGUGUUAUGCCUUCUGCUUCACUUCCUGUUACUUAAAAGAGAGCAGUGCUAUUCAGUGUUGCAACUCUCAGGCAUUGUUUGUUUUUUAUUAUUGUUCCCUGCGUCCUGUUGUUCGUUUGGUGGGUUGACUUCAUAGCCACAGGCUGUCUUGCCCAAGAGAGUAUGCUACUCUGCUACUCAAUGUAACAUUUUUAUGUAAAUUCUGUCUAUAACUUCAAGUUCUAGUAGUAAUAAAGCCACUUCCUGAUAGCCUGCAAGGAAAAAGUAAAGUGGUUCUAGAGAAAGCUUUAUUUUUGAGCUGACAUUAUGGUUUUAAUGAGAUGGACUAAAUUAACAUGAACACCAAUAAAAAUUCAAAGUGUUUUAGUGCAUUUAUCAGAGAUGUAGUAUGCUGAAUGAUAAGAGUUUCUAAAAGACUACUAUUAUUUUAUGAACAGGUGUGUGGGUAGAAAAUUAUCUAUGGGUACUGAAUAUCUGCUGGUAAUUGAAAUGAAUCAUUUUAUUUUAUGUAAUCCAUUAGCUGCUUUUGAAAGCUUUGUUUUUGACAUUACUGUACUGUGUUACAUGUUUUAAUGUAACAGCUUUUGCACCACAGCAUUAGGCAAAGCCAGUGUUGGGGUCAGUGGGGUACAGAAAAGGAAAGGGUAAAGGGACCCCUCACCGGUACGUCCAGUCGCAGAUGACUCUGGGGUUGCGGCACUUAUCUCGCUUUGCUUGGCCGAGGGAGCAAGCGUAUAGCUUCCGGGUCAUGUGGCCAGCAUGACUAAGCCGUUUCUGGUGAACCAGAGCAGCGCACUGAAACGCCGUUUACCUUCCUGCUGGAGCGGUACCUAUUAAUCUACUUGCACUUUGACGUGCUUUUGAACUGCUAGGUUGGCAGGAGCAGGGACCGAGCAACAGGAGCUCACCCCAUUACGGGGAUUUGAACCACCAAGAAGGUAAGGUGUUUCCGUGCACUGCUCUGGUUUGCCAGAAGCGGCAUAGUCAUGCUGGCCACAUGACCCGGAAGCUGUACGCCGGCUCCCUCGGCCAAUAAAGCGAGAUGAGCGCCGCAACCCCAGAGUCAGACAUGACUGGACCUAAUGGUCAGGGGUCCCUUUACCUUUACCUUAUGGGUUCCAAGAGUGUUGCCUGGGGCAUAAUGAACUCUUUGGAACAAAACUUGGCAUUACAGCUACAUCACAGGAGGUGUGAUAAUGCGGAUAAUACAAAGUGCUAUUCAUUCUGCAUGUCUUGAUUCUUCUAUUUUACUCAACAAGGUGGCAGUAUCAAAGAAGAGCACUAGCUAAAGAUUUUAAUAAGUGCUUCUAUUUCAUACCUACAGGGGGGAAAACAAAUGCUGGAUCCUCAAUGCUGAAUAUGAUUUGUCCUAGUCUUUCCUCUUUCCUGCUGCUUGUACUGUUCCUUCAAACAGACCACAUAGGGCCAAACUAUUCAUGUGAUGCUAAGUAUGUCAUUAGAAGGCCCCUCAAAGUGCAUUAAAAAACAACAACAGCAGGCAUGGGAGUUCGAUUUUCAUUGCACUGCAACAUGAAAAGAGGUUUAACUCUUUCUAUUUUUCAGCAAUCCUUCUGAAAUACACACUCAAUAUUAAUCUGAGCAGGGGGAAGGUUGUUCUCAUUACUGUUGAUGGGAGCCUUUUUCUGAAGCUAAUAGCAAUGCUUUGGAGUUGCUAUUUUUGUCAGGACUGUGCAGGGAAAUAAACCUCCCCUCCUUGGAUACUGUGGUCCUAAUAAAACUGGGAACUGUGUUGUUUGUUGAAACAUAUUGAUGUACAGUGGUAUCUCUGGUUAUGAACGGGAUCCGUUCUGGAGGCCCGGCCGUAUCCCAAAAAUUUUGUAACCGGAGGACUGCUUCUGCGCAUGCGUGAGCGGCAAACCCACUUCCGGGUUUGCCGCGUUCGCAACCCGAAGAUUAUGUUACCCGAAGAUAAUUCUUAGUGAUACUGUAAUUCUUUGUGAUACAUUGAGGAUCACACAUAGUUUGCCCCUUAGAGAGGAACUGGUAUAGUGUAGCAUGAAGUUUCAUAUACAACAGUCUACUGGUAUAUGGGCUAAGAACAUGGUAGAGUCAAUACUAGUAGUGCAAACUUGCAAGAUCAGAGUUACAGACCAUGAUUGAAAUAUGAUACCUGUGUGCUACCUGUUGUAGCUGAGUUGGGAAUGUGCUCUCACCCUCAUGUGCUUGCAGGCUUCCCAAAGGCAUCUGGUUGGCUACUGUGAAAACAGGGUGCGGCACUAGCAGGGCUCAUUUUCUGUUUGUUCUGGUAACAACUGUAAUCCACCUCACUGAUAAAUUUUAUAUAGCCACUACAGAUUUUAUACAGACGAGCAAAUGGCACUGAGUUAAAUGUGCCAGUUGUUUGGUAGAUUUAAAUAUAUUUUCUGAGCCAUGAUUCAUAAACAGUUUUCAGUGGCAAACAAUGUGCUAGUCGAGGCUGUUUUAUACACGAAUGGACAGUGUCACCUGAAUGGUUUUUGAUUAAAGCAUUGUGUAAAGAAUUACUCAUUUGGCAAAAGGACAGGAGGGGAUGUUAAGCUUAUCAGUCACUGAACAAUGGAAAAUGAAAGCCCUUUGCUGUACACUCUCAUAAAAUACUUUGCUCCAUAUUUAAUGUCAGAGUGUUUAAAAGAACAUAUUUUAUUCUGUUGUAUUUAGCAUGGCUUCCAGCUUUUUCCAAUUACUUUCCUUGCAUUAAUUAAGAACCAUUUAUUUGCCCUUUAUUACUGUAGCAAAUAUCUGUUUAAAAGAUAAACUGUCUCUUUAAUAGAGUACUUCCCAACAAAAGCAGUCAGCAUACUCACUGAUUUGCUAAAAAUGCUACUCUGUAAGCUUCAUAUUGAAUAGAUGCCCAGAGCCAGAAUGUCGGGGGAGUGAGAGUACGACAUAGUAUGUUGUACAAAACAGCAAAGAUCUAAAUAUAGGUAGUCCAAUAUGUUUUGUAUGAUUUCAUUUAUGAAAUCAUUUUAAUAAUAAAAGUUUGAUUUUAAUAAAAUAAAUGCCAAGUACUUAUCAGUAAUACCAUGUACCGGAACUCUGGGGGAAGUAGCUUUAUAUAUUAUUACUGGGUACUGUAUUUUUCGCCCCAUAGGGCGCACUUUUUCCCCUCCAAAAAUGAAGGGGAAAUGUGUGUGCAUCCUGUGGGGCGAAUGCAGGCUUUCGCUGAAGCCUGGAGAGCGAGAGGGGUAGGUGCGCACCGACCCCUCUCGCUAUCCAGGCCUCACGCAAAUUCCCGCGCCUUGUGGAGAGUUGCCUGCAUGCCGAAGGCUGGGCGCGCUGAGCUCAGCACGCCCAGGCUUCAUGCAGCUCUCCGCAAGGCGCGGGAGCCUGACACCGGGCUCCCACGGUUUGCGGAGAGUUGCCUGUUCUGGGGGCUGGAGCCCCAGCCCCGCGCCUGGGGGGAAAAUAAUUCCCCCCCCCCCAAAAAAAAACCAGGUGCGCCUUAUGGGACGGUGCGUCCUAUAGGGCGAAAAAUACGGUAAUUUGGUAGACCAAUACUUGGAUGUUUUUUUCUUUUUUCUGUAGGCUAAAAAAUUACCAAUACGUGUGUGUGUGUGAAAAAUACAGGAAAGAAGUCUGGUAUGUCAUUGACCCUAACAGCCCAUAUCUCACUCUUGAGUGUUAUUGCAAUAGUUUAAUAAGCCCUUUUUCCCCUAAAAGGAUUCAUUAAAAAGUUUGUUUAAGAUGUUGUGAUCCUGGUGCAUGCACACACACGCAUUGUGCUAGGACAGUAAGUGAAUCUACAUUGGGGAAGUAGACAAACCCUUGGAACUAGGCAAGCAAGAGGGAAGAAAGCAGGAGGAAGCGCACCUUUCACUUCUUGUUUGCCAGUCACUCUGAGACUGGAACAUUCCUAUUUACUUGAGAGGGUUUGUGUGAUGAAGACCUUUGAAAUUAAUUAACAUGACUAAGGUAGGUCCACUUAUUUCAAUAGGUCUACUCUGAGUAAAAUGUAGUUGAGUACCACCCUGAGUCUGUCUUUAAAAGGUUGUUUUAUUGCAUGCACUCCACUUCUGCGUUCACGUUAACAAAAAGCUAUGCACUAUGUCUCCCCUACCAACAGAAGCUCAGCUGGUGGGUAUAUGAGAAGCUCAUAGCACCUCAACUUUGGGAUGCCUUUUCUAAAGAGGUCCACCAUGCUCCAUCAUUACCUGUUUUUUAAGCCAAUUGUUGAAAAAAAAGGCUGUUCUAGGGUCUCUUCAGCUAUAUGAAAAUUUCGAUACAGUACAAACAUGUGCAUGCUUACUCAAAAGUAAGUCUGACUGUGUUCAUUGGGGUUUAUUUUACUAUAGUAAGCAUGUUUUGAAUUGAAGUUAUGAUAAUCAUUUAUUGAAUUGUUAGUUUGCAUUUUUGUUUAACUUUUAUUUUAGAGACUAGUUGCUUUGAGGGCCAUUGGUAGAGGUGUGUAGUAACCACAAGAUUUGGCUUAGACUCCAGUUUGGUGCUUUGGAAACAUACAGAUUUGGUUCAGACUGCUUCAGAGCCUGCCCAGUUCACCUCUGAUCUGAAUCCAAAUCUCAGUUUGGGGAAAACAAAGUUGUGUGCCUCCCUAGUGCUUAUAGUGGAGAAAACAACAAACGGUUAUAGCUUUUGUUUUUGACAAAACUGAAUGAAAUUAGUAGGCAUAGCAGGCUCUUUUGGGUCUCAGCUCCUGCCAACCUAGCAAUUCAAAAGCAUGCCAGUGCAAGUAGAUAAAUAGGUACUGCUGCAGUAAAUGGCGUUUCCAUGCACUCUUGUUUCCGUCAUGGUGUUCCAUUGCGCCAAAAGUGGUUUAGUUAUGCUGGCCACAUGACUCAGAAAGCUGUCUCUGGACAAAAGCCGGCUCCCUCAGCCUGAAAAGCGAGAUGAGCGCCGCAACCUCAUAGUUGCCUUUGACUGGGCUUAACCGUCCAAGGGUCCUUUACCUUUAUACAGUACUGCUCUGCUUAAUUGAGUGUGCUAAUCUACACUAUGCUUGCAGGCAAUUGCCAGUUCAGUAGUGCUGAUGAUGGAGGCUGCUGCAUCAACACUGAGGGCAGAAUGGUUCUAGUAUCAUGGAAACAUCACAAAUGGUGGCAGUGCAGCCACAUCAGGACUGUAGUACAUGAUCUGACACUUUCUGGAAGCAGUGCCAUGCAGGAGAUGUUCAGGCCUUUAAAAUAAUACACAAUUCUAAUACAGAAAACAAAUGUGAAAUUAUUUAUCCAAAAUUAGCAAUAAACUCAUAUUCAUAUAAAAGAAACAUGCUGAUUUGACAUCUCCUUGGAAAAUUAUAAAAUGGGGGACGGGUGGAAGAAAGGUUAGAGCAUGACUCAUUGAUGGAGUCAUAAGUCACUUAAAUCCCAGUCUUCUGUAUUUUAAGUGCCUUUUUAGAAGUGCUUGCUAAGAUUGAAGUGGGAGGAUUUGAACUUCUGCUCUGAAUAAGAGGUGUGGGGGUGGGGACUUGGUUGAAAGAAAUGUAGCAACGUCUUAACUAUAUUAGAGUUGAUGCCAACUGACAAUGUGACUUUAAAAAACCAACAACAUUUAUAAGAUGCAGUGGAAUCUUUUUCCUUCCUUUUGUGUAUAAGAAUUGUGUGAGAUUAGUAGCUGAACAUUGCCCACUGUCCUGUGUCAGUAGAUGUAUGUAUGUGGGAUUCACUGUGGGAUUUUCUCUUUCUCCCCUCAUUUUGUUAAGCUGCAAGUGCUUAGCAAGGGAAGAUUUGGCACUGCAAGAAUGGAAGGAUUAAUUCAAGAGCUAAUCCUUAGUGGUUUCUUAGUAUUUCCUUUUCCUUGAAAUUUGUUUUAUAUAAUCAGCAGAAUGAAUCCUCUCUGAAAACUCUGCAGUAUGUACACAGAGGAUUCUAAAGCAAACACUAGUAUUAGAUUCCAUAUGAAACUUUUUUUUUUAGCAGGAUACAAUGCAGUUUGGAAGUUACUUUCCACAUGUGGCAGCAACUUCAUUGCUUAAUUUGCAAGAAAUUUCUCCUUUCCCAAAAUGGUGGACUUUUUGUUGCAGAAUUUACACGGAAAUAGAAGUACCAGUACAUAUGCCCAAGGUGGGUAGGGGAAGACAUAAAAGUGAACAAAGUAAACUAAUGUGAAAUUUACUUUUGUAAAUUUGAAAAACUCACUCAUAACCUUUGCACCUUCCACCCAGACAACCAAAAAGCAUUAUCAGAAUUCAAGGGCACAUUGUAGCCUGGCAAAAACACAUGGGCUGUGAAACAGGGCCAGUGAAGGGUGUGUCCUGGUGAGAGUUUUGAAGGCCAGCUGGAGAAGCCUGGAGGCCCCUGGCCGAAAGAUUCCCCAUCAGUGAUGUAGCCCCAAGUACUUUAAAAUCUGUUUCUGGUUUUGAUCAUGCCUUUGCAUUGAUUUGGUCUUAGUGGUGGAUACAUUGCAAAAGUUGGUAGCAGGCAAUGGAGACAGAGAGGAUUACAAUCAGUGGAUAGUAUAAUUUUAUUCCUGUGCACUCCUUAUAAAGAAAUGAAAUAAAAAAUUGGCUUUUCUUGGUCAUUAAAUGCCAAAAGAAUUCUAUCUCGCUGAUGUGUUCUCCUUUUUACCUGAAAGUAUUCAAACUGAACCAGUUGCUUUAUAAAUUUGUGGCCUCAGCAACUGCUGACUUAAAUUGUUGGAUUAGAUCUGCAUGAACAGACGUUUGUCAAAGCAACAGUUACCAACUCAAUGUUAAGUGAAUCAUCUUUAGAAGAUUAAGUGUUCUGUGGAAGAAAAGUGUAAAGAGAAUUUGAAAUCUUUAUGUUGGUAACCAUAUAGCUGUAGCUGGUUGUGUACUUUUCAUAAGCAGGCCUGGGGGCGGUUUCCUGCAUCUGUAAAUUAAAGAAAGAGGCUACACUUAUCAGAACGCACAAUAUUUCAAAACUGAUUGCUUCUCCUUAUGUGUCCUUUAAAAAAAAUAAAUCAAAUGGCUGCCACAUUCCAGGCUAAAUUAAUACAGUUGUGCAUGGCUGUGUUCAGAUGUCACUCUAAACUAUGGUUUGGCAUAACCUAACCUCCUCCCACACUCUCAGUCCUCCCUUCUCCUCUCAGAUGUCUGAGAGGAGGAAUUUAGAAGCUUUUGCAUCAACUUUAGGUUGACCACUGUUUAUUGUCUUAUGUGGAAUUGUGGUUAAUCUUAAGUAUGGUUAGGUUUAAUAAGCCAACUUCAGAAACCAUGUUUUAAACAUGGCUUAUUUGAAACUAGCCACAAUUAAGAUUAACUUAAUUUAGAUGGCACAACAAGCUAUGGAUAAUCAAAGCAGAAGGAGAAUAUAUCAAACUUCUCUUCCUGAGUGUUCAGGUGGAAAGUAGGUGGAGUGCAGGAGCCCAGGAAAAGGCUAUGUUCAUUCAUGUCUUGCUAAACUAUAGUUCAGCAUGAAGUCCAAAUGCAGCCAAUAUACCGUAUUUUUCGGCCCAUAGGACGCACCGGCCCAUAGGACGCACCUAGUUUUUUGGGGGGGAAAUAAAGGAAAUUUUUUUCCCCUUUAUUCCCCCCCCCCAAAACCAGGUUGGGGAAUCCAAACCAGGUCGGGGAACAGCAGGAUGGCGGCGCUCCACCUCCCUGCUGUCCCCCGAGCUUGUGGGGCUGCCCGAUGUCUGCCCGAAGCGCGGGGCGCUCUGCUUCAGCGCUCCCCGCGCUCCGUGCAGCAGGCUGCUAUCCGCAGCCUAGGGAGCCCUGCAGGAACUCCCACAGGGCUCCCUAGGCUGCGGGUGUCUGCCCGAAGCGCGGGGCGCUCUGCUUCAGCGCGCCCCAUGCUCCGUGCAGCAGGCUGCUAUCCGCAGCCUAGGGAGCCCUGCGGGAACCCUGCGGAUGUCUGCCUGAAGCGCGGGGCGCUCUGCUUCAGUGCGCCCCGCACUCUGUGCAGCAGGCUGCUAUCCGCAGCCUAGGGAGCCCUGCGGGAACUCCCGCGGGCUCCCCAGGCUUGCUGUUAGCUUCCUGAAGCCUGGAGAGCGUGUGGGGUCGGUGCGCACCGACCCCUCUCGCUCUCCAAGCUUCAGCGAAAGCCUGCAUUCACCACAUAGGACGCACACAGAUUUCCCCUUCAUUUUUGGAGGGGGAAAAGUGUGUCAUAUAGGGCAAAAAAUACGGUAUUGUAUUUUUUUUUUUAAUUGAAAAAGCUUGGCCUCAAAAAAAUUUUGAUGCCCACAUAAAUCUUUUUAUCUUCUUGGGUCAAAUUAUAUUUGUGUGACAUACGUUUCUAUAGAUGUGUUCAUGAGGAAUGGUUUUGGAUUUGUUUGCAAGUUGUGAAAAUUGUCUCCUACUUCAUAUCUGCUUUAUAUCUGUGGUCUGGAAAUAAACAACAAGAGUGGUUGUGAUAAUCUUCCUGCCCUGCAGUUAUUGUAUUCACAGGGAUUCUUGUAGUGUCCUUUCAAGUGGAUAAUGUUCUGAGUUUUGUUUUCAGACCUAAUUUCUAUGUUAACAUGAUGUAAAGGAAAACCACAAGUGGGUUCAGUUCUUUUUUUAAAAAAAUCCAGCAGAGGACACAGAAACAUGACCAUAAUUACCACAGUCAUCAAUGAGAGGAGGAGACCAUUGAAAAGAAUGCCCUGUGUGAGCGGGGGGGGGGGGAGACCACCCUUGUAAGAGGCAGGCUACAGGGCACUGUAUGUUAAGUGUUGGGAAACUCUUGGCAUUAACUAUAUGAAUGGGUCGAGGAUCUGAGGAAAUAUUCUGCUGCUCCCAUGUUUAACAGAAUUGAUUUUUUGUAUAGCUACACUGUGAUAUUUAUGUAUUAUAUACUAUUGCUGCCAUUUUUAGGACUUUGCUAACGUAAUUUACUCUUUGCAUCUUUGCACUCUGCAACUGUUUUGAGCUUUUGACUUUAUUGUAUGUCGAGACCCUGUAACCACCCCCUUGAAGAUGAAUGAAAAACACCAGGACAGGAUAUUUGGUUAAUGUUAUUGGGCAAAUUUUGGCCACAACUUUAUUGGUUACAGAAUUUGAGCAGUAUUGGCUUAGGCAUUGAAUAGACCCGACUAUAUCUGACUCCUGCCCGCUGCACAGUGAAUCCAGUAAGGGUAAACCACCUUUGUAUUUGUUAAAAUUGUUUAAUAUGUCAGUGUCACUGCUGUGUGGCUCCAUUUAUUAUUUUUGUAGUUUCUGUUUUUGCUGUGCUGCAAACCACUUUGGGUGCAGUUUUUUGUGGAGAAUGGGGAUGCAAAUUAAACAAUAGUAACUCGUCGUGACCAUGUGAUGUCCUUUGAGAAUCUGUCUGCUCCUUUUGGUUUCCCAAAACUGCAAUAUUUCUAAAGAUGUUUACAGUUUUCAGUAAAUGUCUUACUGUCUAGGGUUGCCAUAUGUCUGGGAUUUCCUGGACAUGUCCUUUUGAGGGGGGCCAGAGCACCCAUCCAGGCAGAUUUCUGCAUUUUUCAUGGAUUGUCUGGGUUUGGGGGUUUAAUUUAUUAUUAUUAUUAUUAUUUGUUUGGCACACACAUGCUCAGAAGACUCUGUGCCCUGGAACAGGAAGCACUGCAUCAGGCGGCCUUCCAUGGCCUUCCCAGGGCCAUGCUAAGCCCUGAAUUGCUCCCAGCGGCCAGCAGGCCUUGCACAGAGAUGCAGGAUGGGGGGGGGGGGGUUGUUCUUCAGAAUAUGGCAGCCCUAUUAUGAUACAAUACAAUAUCUUUAUUGUCAUUGUCCCAUACAGAACAAUGAAAUUGAAAAAUCUACAUAAGACAUUCAAAAACCCCUAAAAAGUCUGAAACCCCAUUUUAAAAUACAAUAUAGUCCUAUAGAGAUUCCUUAUACUGUGUUUAAAACCAAUUUACUGUCUGUAAAUUGAUUGAUGAUAUAUUAUUAAAAUUGCCUGUAAAAAUUUUAAGUUCCUGCCCAGUAUUGGCUAAUUAAGAAAACACAUAUUCAUUUAUUUUAUCUGGCUUUUUAAGGCAGCAAUGGACAAGCCAGUUCAUCAACGAUUGUUUGUGACAAGAAUCCUGCAUUACUUUGAAAGUGAUACAUUCUUUCCAGAAAUUGAUUUAGAAAAAUACAGGCUUCUACCUAGGUAAGUAUUUUAUGAACAGUAAUCUUUCAUUUUCAUCUGAAGCUUUACUAUUAGUGGCAUAACAAAAUAUUUCCCAAGUUAAUUUAUGCUAAUGCAAAACCUGAAAAGAAAUAUUAGAACCAACAAUAUGUGAAGGACAAAAUAAUCUCUUCAUGUUUCUUCCAGCUUAGUCAAAUAUGUAAUUAUUCUUUUUAUCAAACUACAAGCAAUGCUUUCUCUCUACAUAGUUUCCCAGGUGUCCCUGCUGAUAUUCAAGAAGAGAAUGGCAUUCAGUACAAAUUUGAAGUGUAUGAAAAGAGCAUCUAAACUUCACCUGAUGUGACAACUCUUUGCUCAAAACAAGCUUCUUAAUUUAAUCCGUUUUGGCAGAAUAAACGCUCCCCUCCCUCAUGUGCUCUCCAUGUUGCUUCCCCCUGACAACUGCAGAUGCUGAGAAUCUAACAGAGGGAGCACCAGGCUCUCCUUUGCCCUCCCAGAGACCAAAAUUACAUGGGAGUAAGCUCCACUGAAAUAAAUGUCUCUUUCGUGUAGUAUUCAUCUCUGGCUCACUCUCUUCAGGCUAAUGCAAGUUCUGCUGGUGGAGAGGCUUCCUCACAACAAGCACAAUACAGUGUAGAAACUACAAUGAAAAAGUUGUCUCUUGUGUAUGUGAGACUUCCAUAAGUCCACUGAAAAAUGCAUUCCAUGUUCACGGCUGGCAGAAUAAAUCAUGGGUUUGUUUUUGUUAUUGUUUCAUAAAUAAAAAUGUGCAUUUUGAAUUUCAUCUUGUAUGAAUACUCUCUUGAACUACAACUCCCAUCAGCCCCCAACCAGCUACUGGUCAAUGCAUAAGUUUUAGUUUCCAGCCAUUAACUCACAUUAAAUUUCAAUUUUCUGGCAACAGUUCAAACUUUAGGUCUCAUCAAUUUCAUGCUUAAAAUUGAAGUGGAGGGUUUUUUUUUCUGCUGUUGAUAGUUUUUUUUUAUGAAAACCAAGAAAAAAUUAAGUUGCUAGGCAGCAGUCACUUUGCUUAUGAAUCACUGCCUGGAGUAAUUACCAGUGCUAAGAAGUUACUAUAAUCUCCAUUAAGAAAUUUUUAAAGUGAGUAAUUUAUCAUCAAUUGUGUUGGUCAAUCUCACCACAGAAUCCUACAGAAUAGGGGGGAAAUGACAAUUAGUGAAAUUGUCUUAAACAUUCUCUGGAUAAUACUAUCUGAUACAUAGUCUUUCCCCCCCUUCAGCUGCUCAAACAGAACACUGUUGUCAAAUUAUUUUCCAUAACACAUUUUUACUUCUCCACCCUGGUACCAUCUUCCAUUUAGUGCUCUUUUUGUAAUUUUAGAGCAAGGCUUUGUUCAGUUUGCUGCUGAGCUUAUAUCAACAUGUAAAAGUGUGUGUGUGUGUGUGUGUGUGUAUAGAUAUAUAUAUAUAUAAUCCCAAGUUGUACAAAAUGUGUUUUGUUACACUCAGCUAUAACAUCCCAAUUUACUUCAGAGUCCAAAGGUGGUGAGGCAGACCAUCCACCUUUCCACCCUAAUUGAGGCAGAUUUUACUGCCAGUACUGGGGAUCCAAAAUACCUGAAGCAGUGGUGGCUUGGAUAGUCUCCCAAAUGCCAAGAACCCCUCCCCCCCAAAAAACCUCCUCCUUUUCCUUUUCCCUUUCAAAGUGCUGUCUCCACCCAUUUCUGGCUAGCUGUACUCACAACCAAUCAAGGUGAAGCUCUUGCUUAGCAUACUGAGAAUUUUGCCUGUAUUGUUCCAUCAAACUCUGAUUUACCUGGGCCAUCUGUCACAGAAGCACCUGAUUUUUUAAAAAUAAAAAUCAUCUAUGGCUUUAAAAAUAAAUUAUUAUACUAAAUGGAGUUAAACCCUUUUUAUUUUUCUGGGGUUCAAAAAUGACUUAUGAACUUAUGUUCAUCAAUGUAAUUUAAGUCCUGGGGUAAAAAUGCCUAAAUUGGAUUUCAGUACUGAUCUUAAUAUGUCACUGUGUGUUACUGUUUUGUAGUAUUAAGAAUGUCAGAUGUGUAACUGCAUUAAGAUUAUUUGUGACAAAGGGUGACAUAGAAAUGUAUUGAAUAAAUAAAGUAAAUAAAUGCAUUUUGCCUGAGAGU
Messenger RNA from Podarcis lilfordi (Lilford's wall lizard), 26338 nucleotides. NCBI's taxonomy places the organism in Eukaryota, Metazoa, Chordata, Lepidosauria, Squamata, Lacertidae. The record is from the annotation of a GenBank genome assembly.